Priceomyces carsonii is the source of this 1719-nucleotide messenger RNA. Its product is annotated as MFS transporter. The record is from RefSeq and is a predicted model, not a curated record. Gene Ontology annotation, molecular function: transmembrane transporter activity. Gene Ontology annotation, biological process: transmembrane transport. Gene Ontology annotation, cellular component: plasma membrane. The transcript has a single exon. Bases 1 to 1719 code for a protein of 572 amino acids. Lineage: Eukaryota; Fungi; Ascomycota; Pichiomycetes; Serinales; Debaryomycetaceae.
AUGCUGUUAAUACACAAAGAAAACUCAAAUGAGUCUAUAGACUCUUCACAAUCUUCUGAUUUACAAGGAGAUGAUGCAAAUGGUAUCAAAGAAUAUAGAGCACAAUCAGAUCAACGCCCCUUCACGAAUGACGCAUCGCCAACCGCUAGCAAAACAAGUACAAGAACUAGGUUGUCUUUUAGACAGCAGGCACGAACGCUUAGUCGAGUGAUUACAGGUGAACAACGACUUGAGGAUCUUCAAGUUGAUACAGAACUACCGCCUAUGGGAUCUGGUAUUGAUAUGCCUCCAAUUCCUGGAGAUGAGAAACUUUACUUGGUAUCAUUUGAUGGUCCUCAUGAUCCUAUUCAUCCUCACAAUUGGUCCUUAACGAAUAAAAUUUUUAUCACCAGUGUGGUCACUUUAUUUUCAUUUUGCAAUUCUCUUGGUUCUGCUCUUCUAGCUGAAUCUAAUGAUUCACUUAGAGAAGAGUUUCAUGUAGGUUCUGUCGUUGCAACUUUAGCAACAUCUCUUUAUGUUUUAGGCUUUGCUUGUGGUCCGAUGAUAUGGGGCCCCCUUUCUGAGCUAUACGGGAGAAAAGCAGUACUAAUUCCUUCUACCUUUGGUCUAGCAUGUUUUUCAUUUGCAGUCGCCACGGCGAAAGAUUUACAGACUAUCAUGAUUUGCCGAUUUUUUAGUGGAUUUUCUGGAGGAGCAGCUAUGGUUAUAUCUGCAUCUACUAUUGCUGAUCUCUUCAAUCAAAAGUUCAGAGGUAGAGCAAUGGCUCCCUUUGGUAUAUCGGUUUGUGGUGGUCCUUGUAUGGCACCUAUAAUCAGUGCAUUUACGGAGAAGAAUCUGUCUCUCGGUUGGAGAUGGAAUGCUUAUUGGAGUGGGAUAUCCGGUUCUUUUGUCUUUGCUUUAAUGUUAUUUUUUUUCAAAGAAACGUACCAGCCAAUCAUCCUCGUUAGAAAAGCAGAAGUCAUAAGAAGGAUAACAAAAAAUUGGACCGUACAUGCACCGCAUGAAACGUUGUCCUUGACAUUCUCUGAAAUUGCUGUAAAGUAUAUUGCUCGACCAUUUUACAUGCUUUUUACAGAGCCUAUACUAUUUUUAUUUGCAUUAUAUGGAGCUUUCAUUUAUGGAAUAAUAUAUCUAUUAUUGACAGCAAUACCAUUAAUCUUUUUGGGGAACUAUCAUUUUGCAAUAGGUGUUAGUGAGCUACCAUACAUUUCUGUCUUGAUAGGGUGUAUUUGUGGGGGAUUGACGCUCAUCCUUUUCGAUCUAAGAUACAGAACCAUCCUACAAAAAACCGGCUCCAAUAAACCAAUGCCAAAAGAGAGGCUUCCAGCGAUGAUGGUUGGCUCUUUUUCUCUUUCCGGAGGAUUGUUUUGGCUAUGUUGGUCUGGUGACUAUGCGGAUAAAGUGCAUUGGAUCGUCCCGACUAUAGGUGGAGCAUUUGUAGGUUUUGGAUUUUUGUCAAUUUUUCAACCCUGCAUCAACUAUAUCGUGGAUUCCUAUCUUACCUAUUCAGCUUCAGCUUUAGCUGCGAUGACAGUCCUAAGAUCAAUUUUUGGUGGUGUUUUCCCGUUAUUUGCACAUGCAAUGUUCACCAAGAUGCAUAUUAAAUGGGCCGGAACAUUGUUAGGAUGUAUCUCAAUACUUUUAGUGCCAGUUCCAUUUUUAUUCUACAAGUACGAUGAUAAGAUGAGAGCAAGAUCAAGAUUAGCCACAUUGAUGUAA